UGACGCAGCUCUCACUCAGCACCGACAAACAGAAGUCUGUGGGGUUCGACUGCGGAAGAAAACUGAACACAACCAACACCGAGUGACUAUUCCAACCGACCGCUCCAACUCACAACUGUCUUUGUUUCACACAUUCACCACAGUCCGUCGGCACGUGCUCGCACUCGCUCAUUUCACUGCCUUGCAAAGACUUUAAGCCCUUGCUGCUAAAAAGAAAGAAAAAUACAUAACGGACAGAUAAAGCAAAUUAACGAACAAGGGUUUGGGUGAAAUGUACGCCUGGUAUCACUGUCUUUUAAGGAGGGUGUCCAACACAGAGCUGUAGUUUCUCUUCAAGAGGCGAGGAAUGCAAUCUGAGCAUCAAUGUUUCACUGGGGCAAGUGGAAGAAGAGGAUGGGAGCCAAUAGUUCUUCAAAGAGACCAGUUUUCGACGAGAAGGAAGAUGUAAACUUUGACCACUUCCAAAUAUUGCGGGCCAUUGGGAAAGGGAGCUUUGGAAAGGUAUGCAUUGUGCAAAAGAGGGACACCGAGAAGAUGUACGCCAUGAAGUACAUGAACAAACAGCAGUGCAUAGAGAGAGAUGAGGUCCGAAACGUCUUUAGAGAGCUUGAGAUCCUACAGGAAAUUGAACAUGUUUUUUUAGUAAAUCUCUGGUACUCGUUCCAGGAUGAGGAGGACAUGUUCAUGGUGGUGGACCUCCUGCUGGGAGGAGAUCUGCGCUACCACCUACAGCAGAACGUCCAGUUCAGCGAGGACGCAGUCAAACUCUACCUCUGUGAGAUGACACUGGCGCUGGACUACCUGCAGAGCCAACACAUCAUCCAUAGAGAUGUCAAACCAGACAAUAUCCUAUUAGAUGAACAAGGUCACGCUCACCUGACAGACUUCAACAUAGCAACGAUAAUAAAGGACGGAGAGAGAGCCACAGCAUUAGCCGGAACCAAGCCCUACAUGGCCCCAGAGAUCUUCCAGUCCUUUGUAAGUGGCGGUACGGGCUACGCUUUUGAAGUAGACUGGUGGUCAUUGGGAGUGACAGCCUUCGAAGUGCUGCGUGGAUGGAGGCCCUAUGACAUCCAUGCCAGUAACUCAGUGGAAUCCUUGCUCCAGCUCUUCAGUACAGUCAGUGUCCAGUACAGUCCAGCCUGGCCCAAGGAUCUGGUGUCCCUUUUGAGGAAGCUACUGACGGUGAACCCAGAACACCGUUUCUCCAGCCUAUCUGAUAUGCAGACAUCUCCGUACCUCGCUGACAUUAACUGGGACGCUGUGUAUGAGAAGAAGAUGGAGGCUGGAUUUGUUCCCAAUAAAGGUCGUCUCCACUGCGACCCCACCUUUGAGCUAGAGGAGAUGAUCCUGGAGUCACGUCCGCUUCACAAGAAGAAAAAGAGGCUGGCCAAGAACCGCUCUAGAGACAACAGCAAGGAUUCACAGUCUGAGAACGACUACCUACAGGAGUGCCUUGAAGUGGUGCAGCAGGAGUUCAUGAUCUUCAACCGUGAGAAGUUGAAAAGGCGUCAGGAGGAGGGUCAGCUUGAGGCCGGGGGUGACGAUGCAAGUGGAGAUGGGGAUGGAGAGGCGGAAACCGCUGCCACCGAUGAGGAUGCUCCCGAACCGGAACUGCAGCCCGAUCCCGAGCCAGAGCCCGAGUCGUCCUCCAAACUGAGCAUGUGCGGCUCCGUGUGCUCCUCCCCCGGCAGCUGCUAGCACCACAUCGCCUCACAAUGACGAUGGCGGGCCUCUCUGGCCACUGCAGAGUUUGUGCCAUGCCGACUGAUAUAUUCUCACCUCUCUCCUCUGUUGUAGCCUAGAUCGGAGGAAUUGCACAGUGGGGGUGACUUGAUGCACAGCAGGACGCUAAAUGGCUCCCACAAUGUCCCCCUCUCCUUUUCUUUCUGUAGCAUCCUUUUGGUAAGGCAUGAAUGAAGCAGAGUCUCAGAGAGUCCCUGCCCCCUGUACCCACCCACCCUAGAGUAAGCUCUAACUUCUAUGCAAUGUAACAUUAUAGCAUGACAAAUAAGGUAUCACUUACUAUGUGUCAUUCAUAAACAGAAGCAUGCCAAUUUCCUGAGCAAUAGCAGUUCACUUUUUUUUUGGGAGAGGGGGGGUAGUGUUCUGUUGGAUGCACCUCUCUUUUUUCCCAGCCUCUCUAUUCCAGAUCUGACGGGGUCAAAUGAAUUAUUCAGCACACCAAGGUUAUCAGUUUAUGUUAUUGCCUAUGUCUUCACUUCCCUCUUCCGGUGCCCUAAUUUGGGGCAAAUGUUUUUCACUUUUUCCUGGAGCGCCUUCUUCCUGUUGCAGCAUCAUUUCAGAGACACAUUUACAGUAAGUGAUAAGGGCCGGUUUCAUGUUGUAAACCUGUUUAAAGUUGUGCCUGUUGAUGAUAAUCAGUAUUAGUCAAAUCAUAUUGUAACCAUGGAUGCAUCAUAGGGUCAGGAUUUUCCUUAGUGUUAACCAGCUGUUUCUUUUUUCCAACGUCUUUAUCAUGAAAAGGUAAUGUAAUUAAUCUGAUAUCAGUACAGCAACCACUCUUGAAGAUUUUGCUUGUCUAUAUCUUCAUCGAUUAAGAAGACCUGCACAAUUUUUUGGCCCUGUUCCGUGCUCUGACCCCAAGAACAUGCAAGACUCAGUUUUGGGGAUAAAUAUUAGCAUUGUCAUUCUUUAAGAAUUUAUGAGAAAAGUGCUCCACUUGGUUUCAUCUUUUUAAGUGCUUGGUUAGAAAAAAAAAUCUCUCUGUAGAGCUUGAUUUGGAGCUGUGCUUAGUUUGUAGCUGUUGGUACUUCAGACUAAAUAGAAAAGCUAGUCUUUGUCUUAAUUAUAUUGGUAUAUUUAAGGUGGUACCGUUAAUCUCAGUCUUAACACCUGGGAAUAUGUAGCAAAAGACCACCUUAAAAUCCUACGGCCUAACAAAAUGAAAACCGUGUAAAUAACAUUCAAUGUAGGUAAUUAAACUCACCACAGUUUUAUGUGGGACUGCAAACUCGACGUAUAAACUUAAGGAAGACCUGUAUGAAGCUUCACACAGCUUCAUUCUACUCUUCUUUCCAAGUGUGCAGGCACAACUUGUAGGCAAAUAUGCCAAAGCUUUUCUAACAUUUGCAUAACCAUUUCUAAGGAACUCUGAGUGUGUGAAUGUAUGUUUAUUUUUUGCCUGUAUAACAUGAAGUCCUUUCCUUCUACAGAUACUAUCAUUUAUAUACAAUCAUAAUGUGAUUACGUAUAAACUGUCAAUAUCAGGUAAAAAGGGACCUUAAAGUUAUGGUGAGACAUAUUGCGAAAUACACCCAAUUGGUGUCUUAAAAAGAAUUAAAUACGAAGAUUGAUACCACUCUAGUGUCUGUGUGUUGCUAAAUGUCAGGUUGGGCUAAUCGCAUAAGUCUCUUGGUACUAUUUGAAAAACUACAGCUAGGAAGUCUUCAGUGGCUUACAUAAAUGUUGAUAAUAGAUAUAGAUGCAAAAACUGCAGCUUUUAGCCUCUAUGUUAUGCUAGGCUAAAGUGAUCAACCAGACUUGGCUAAUUACAUUAGUCUAGCUUUCAAUUAAAACCAGCAGCACAGGAAAAUGAACUGCUAAGAUGUGUCCAAAGUUUAAAAUUAGUUUACUGUUAUUCUAUCUGUCUAACAAUGUGGUUUUUUUUUUUAGAAAACACUUAACUGAAGCCCUUAUUCUGGAGAAAACAGGUUGUUUGUUGAGAUGGCACACAAAGUAAUACAAUUAGCACAAGCUAAUUUAGUGUAGGAUUAUACAUAUAUUCAGUCAUUUUCAAAUAAAAUGAAAAAUGGAUGAUGUGUUCAUUAGUGAGCUUUAGUGGGGAGGCAGGUUGAUAGUGUGGGGGAGCCAGUGAUGAAGAAGCUACACCAGCUACAUCUCAACACUGCAAGUUGCUAAUCAUUAAAGUUAGA
Melanotaenia boesemani (Boeseman's rainbowfish) is the source of this 3896-nucleotide messenger RNA. Its product is annotated as serine/threonine-protein kinase 32C-like. Lineage: Eukaryota; Metazoa; Chordata; Actinopteri; Atheriniformes; Melanotaeniidae. The transcript has 12 exons. Gene Ontology annotation, biological process: regulation of signal transduction; G protein-coupled receptor signaling pathway; protein phosphorylation. Gene Ontology annotation, molecular function: G protein-coupled receptor kinase activity; ATP binding; G protein-coupled receptor binding. The record is from RefSeq and is a predicted model, not a curated record. The coding region runs from base 364 to 1701 and encodes 445 amino acids.